This is a messenger RNA of Paramecium tetraurelia, 1422 nucleotides long. RefSeq lists its product as uncharacterized. The transcript is spliced from 5 exons. Gene Ontology annotation, molecular function: ATP binding; protein serine/threonine kinase activity. Lineage: Eukaryota; Ciliophora; Oligohymenophorea; Peniculida; Parameciidae. Gene Ontology annotation, biological process: peptidyl-serine phosphorylation; intracellular signal transduction. The record is from RefSeq and is a predicted model, not a curated record.
AUGAAUUAUGUUACAGCUUCUCUUAAGGAUUUAUUACCCUCAAAUUAAAAGGCUGUGAUUAAGUUCAAAAUAACACCUGGUAAGAAAAUAGAUUCUAUCUGCUAAUGCAAUUAAAAAACCUGUAUGAUAUGUUCUCGUAAAAGAUCAUCAUCUAUGCUUUCAUUAAAAUCAAUAAAAAAUUCAGUUGCUAUUGAUGAAAAUUCUCCUGGACUUAAAAGAACAGAUAAUAAAAACAAUUUUGUAAUACAAUCUAGCCUGCUUUCUAAGUAACUAUCAAGGUAAGUAUCUAACCAUCAAAUCCAAAAUUAAUUUUACAAUGGAAAAAUCAAUUAGGAGUCCAAAGGUAGCACUAAUUCAACUACCUGGAUAAUGACUAAUUCUCAUUCUCGAAAAAUAUCGGUAGAUAGUCCAAUAAAGGAAAUCUAAUAACAAACUUUAAAUUCAAUGGGAAUAGGAAGACAUUCUUUCAAGUUUCUAUACGUAGUUGGUAAGGGAGGGUUUGGAAAAGUAUGGAGAGUGGAAAUGAAGGCAAAUCGAUAGGAAUUUGCUUUAAAAGAAAUGUUAAAAACCAAGAUUAUAUCUAAGAGAUCAGUCAAUUCAGUAAUGAAUGAGAAAUUCCUGCUCGAACACUUGAAGCAUCCAUUUUUAGUGAAUAUGCACUAUGCAUUUUAGGAUAGGGAAAAUCUCUACUUAGUUUUAGAUAUAUUAAGAGGAGGAGAUUUAAGAUAUCACAUAGGUAGAAUGAAAAAGUUCUCUGAAGAAUAAACAAAAUUUUUCGCUUGCUGUAUAUUGUUGUCUUUACAAUACUUACAUUAGCAUGGAAUUAUCCACAGAGAUGUCAAACCUGAGAAUUUAGUAUUUGAUAAGGAUGGAUUUCUAAGACUGACAGACUUAGGAGUGGCUCGUUUAAACAAGGAUAGUGUGGCUAAUGAUACUUCUGGCACUCCCGGAUAUAUGGCACCUGAAGUAAUGUGCAGAAUGGAACACUCAUUUCCUGUUGAUUAUUAUGCUGUGGGUGUAAUAGUCUAUGAACUUCUAAUUGGUAAGAGACCUUAUAAUGGGAAGAAUCGAUAGGAAAUUCGAGAAUAAAUAUUGGCUAAAUAAAUAUAAAUUAAAGAAAACACACCAGGAAUAAGCAAUAAGGCCAUUGAUUUUGUCAACAAAUUGCUAAUUAGAAAACCUUAACAAAGACUCGGAUUUAAUGGAAUUGAUGAGAUUUUAAAUCAUUCUUGGUUACACAAUUUUCCUUGGGGCAAGCUUUUAAAUAAAGAAAUCAGAUCUCUAUAUGUACCUGGAAGUAUCGAUGGCAACUAUGACUUUUAAAGCUAGAUCUCAGCUGACAGCGAUCCCUCAGAAGACAGUUCCAUGGUAUUAAGAAGGAAGAGCGUAUAAGGAUUAUUUGAAGGAUACAAAUUCCAAUGA